This is a messenger RNA of Sceloporus undulatus (fence lizard), 4407 nucleotides long. It is a transcript of the gene TMCC1, whose product is annotated as transmembrane and coiled-coil domain family 1. Lineage: Eukaryota; Metazoa; Chordata; Lepidosauria; Squamata; Phrynosomatidae. The coding region runs from base 667 to 2598 and encodes 643 amino acids. Gene Ontology annotation, cellular component: endomembrane system. The transcript has 7 exons. The record is from RefSeq and is a predicted model, not a curated record. Gene Ontology annotation, biological process: membrane fission; endosome membrane tubulation; endosomal transport.
UGGGCGGAGCUAAGCCCUCCGAGGGCGGCAGGCAGAAAGAGGAGGAGAAGAGGGCUGGCGGUGACGUCAGAGGGCGCGCGAGCGAGCGAGCUGGAGUCGGUUUGUGUCUAUGUCCGCGCGCGCGGCCUCCUCUUCGCUUGCGCAACAGCAAGAGCGCGGCGGAGCCGAUGGUGGCGGCGGCGAUGCCUCGGGAUGGAGGAACAGUUGCCGCCGCCACCGCCGCCGCCACGGCCGCCAGCCCCGCCCCAGGAGUCGCUGGGGCGUCGCCUCCUCGGUCUCCCACUGCAGCUGCUGCUUGACAGAGGAGCCUCACCAGCUGGUUAUAUUUAAGAAUAAAUAGUGGAGGUUUCUGGGGGAGUGAUUGCUCAUUCUUUCUUUCCCAUAUGUCCCUAAAACCUGCUCUGGAGAAGUGGAGAAGAUUUUUGGGUGCCAUGGAGAACUUGUGGGGUGGGAAGUAGAGAGACAGAAGUUUCUGUGCUAGUGGAUUCCUGCUAGUGCAAGAUAAGCAUGAGACCAGCGUGGCACAGCUGCAUGUGUAUUCACACUUGAAGCAAUACCACACUUAGUUGACUGACAAUCUUGGCAUUUUUUAGCAAAAACAAAAAUUUUAAAAGACACAGUACAUCUGUGUUUGACUUGGCAAACAAACUCGUUGGGUGUCAUCUGAUGGAGCCUUCUGGUGGUGAACAAUUCUAUGAUGACCCUGACAUUGGAGGCAAAUCUCAAGAUCCAGAGAUUAAAAGGCAGCAUGAAUCAGAGCAAAAGCUGUCAAAAAUUACCCACAAUGCCUUGGAGAACAUCAAUGUGCUUGGCCAAGGCUUGAAGCAUCUCUUCCAGCAUCAGCGUAGGAGGUCCUCAGUGUCUCCUCAUGAUGUUCAACAAGUUCAGGUUGAUAUGGAGCCAGAAGUGGAACUGGAAAACCAAAGCACCUGUGGUGAAAUUGAUGGUGUCUCUACUCACCCUACAGCACUAAACAGAGUUCUCCAACAAAUCAGAGUGCCACCUAAAAUGAAGAGAGGAACAAGCCUCCAUAGCAGACGGGGCAAAUCAGAUCCUCCAAAGGGAAGCCCCCAGAUCAACAGAAGGUCCAUCCAGGAUAUUCAUUCAGGGCGGCCCAGAUCUUCGUCAACUACUGAUGCCCCAACUAAUUUGUCAGUACUGGAGAUGGCAUCUCCUGUCUGCCUAGCUGGUGAAGAGGUUGCAUCAGUGGAACGGAUUGAGCGAUUAGAUGUAAGCAGCCUAGCACCAACGUCAAGUGCAGUGGUCUCCAGCACAGACUGCAGCAUCAGUGCCGACUCUGUUGAUGGGACACCAGAUCCACAGCGCACAAAAGUGGCCAUCACCCAUCUGCAGCAGAAGAUACUGAAGCUGACAGAGCAAAUCAAAAUAGAACAAACGGCUCGGGAUGACAAUGUGGCAGAAUACCUGAAAUUAGCCAACAAUGCCGACAAGCAACAGAGUGCCCGGAUAAAGCAAGUGUUUGAGAAGAAGAACCAGAAGUCAGCCCAGACAAUCCUCCAGUUACAAAAGAAGCUAGAGCAUUACCAUCGGAAGCUGCGAGAGAUUGAGCAGAAUGGCAUCCCUAGACAGCCCAAAGAUGUCUUAAGGGAUAUGCACCAGGGGCUGAAGGAUGUGGGGGCAAAAGUCACUGGUUUCAGUGAAGGUGUGGUAGACAGUGUUAAAGGAGGACUUUCCAGCUUCUCUCAGGCAACCCACUCAGCAGCAGGUGCUGUUGUCUCCAAACCCCGAGAGAUUGCCUCACUCAUUAGGAACAAGUUUGGGAGUGCAGACAAUAUUGCUAAUUUGAAAGACUCCUUGGAAGAAGGCCAAGAAGAUGGAACUGGUGGAAAGGCUUUAGGUGUUCAUAACUUUCAGUCUAGCCCAAAAUAUGGCAGCGAGGAAGAUUGCUCCAGCGCCACAUCAGGCUCUGUUGGAGCCAACAGCACCACAGGGAUUCCUGUGGGAGCACUAAGCUCCAAAACAAACACUCUGGAAAUGCAGAGCUCAGGGUUUGAUGUAAUACUCCAUGAGAUUCAAGAGAUCAGAGAGAUUCAAGCACGGCUGGAGGAGUCCUUUGAAAACCUCAAGGUUCACUAUCAGAGGGAUUAUUCUUUGAUAAUGCAGGCUCUGCAAGAAGAGAGGUAUAGAUGUGAGCGGCUGGAAGAGCAGCUGAAUGACCUGACUGAGCUCCACCAGAAUGAGAUCCUCAAUUUAAAGCAGGAAUUGGCUAGCAUGGAGGAAAAAAUAGCUUAUCAGUCCUAUGAACGAGCCAGAGACAUCCAGGAGGCCCUAGAGGCAUGUCAGACAAGAAUCUCUAAGAUGGAACUGCAGCAGCAACAGCAGCAAGUGGUCCAACUAGAAGGCCUGGAGAAUGCUACUGCCAGAAACCUCCUGGGGAAAUUAAUCAACAUCCUCUUGGCUGUCAUGGCAGUUCUGUUGGUCUUUGUCUCCACGGUGGCCAACUGUGUUGUCCCCCUCGUGAAAACUCGCAGCAGGACGUUCAGCACUUUACUUGUAGUGGUCUUCAUUGCCUUUUUCUGGAAGCACUGGGAUGCGAUUACUGGCUAUUUGGAACGGUUCUUUUCACCCCCUAGAUGAUGUUACGAAGAACUGGCUGUUGCCCCCUCAUUCCAGAGUCCUCUGGCAAAGUGAGCAUGGCAAAGCUUAGUCAGCAACUCCUUCCUCCGCUGAAGUUUUAAAAGUGUCAGAGUGUGAAUUUGUUUACAGUUAAAAUAACGUUUUUUCUCUCUGUGAGACACAUUGGCAAUAGUGUUUUUUAGAUUUUAUUCAAGAGCUCUUUUUUGGAAAAUAUCCUGGAUAAUUUUUAUGUAGCAUGGUUCUCUUUGGAUGCAAAUCUUAUUAUUCCUUAAGUGUACAAAAACACCAAUUUGAAGCACACCAACGGGCAAUUUAAAUUAUGACUCAAACUACUGUACUAAACAAUUUCUGAAGAAGAAAAGACAUUUACAUAAAGCAUAACAAAGAUUAAUCCAGUGCACAUCGGUACCAUGAUGACCCCAUAAUGCUACUGUGAAACCUGACCACAUUCCAUGUCCGAAUGUAUAGCUUCAGGGUGGCUUUCUCUAAUGGAAGACCAAUGCAAUGCAUGGAACUCCCUGGAUCUGUUGCUGGGUUUGUUUGUUCUUCUAACCUGGCUUCCACACUCUCUCCCUAAAACCUGUUCAAUUUUUUGGCUAGGGAUAUGAAGUGGAAGAGUUAGACCAUACACAGUUACUGCACAGUUGUACUACAGUAUUUUGAAGUAGCCCUUUAAAUACUUUAAGUAAAUGCCCUUGGUCGCACUUUUACUGUUUUUUAAUAUGUGUAUAGUCACAGAUUUAAAAAUCCGAAUGGCAUACUUGAAGAGUGUAAUACUCAAACUCUCAGUGCUUCCUUAUUGUUUCUAAUAGGAUUUUUUAAUUAUUCUUAUUGGGGGUUGUUUUUGAAUUCAGUGGUUGGGCAGGUCAUUUCUUUUCCCUUUUAAAAUAAAGAAGUGAUGUUCUUAAAUGAAGAAAUGUGUGAAUAAAUGUGAGCUGUUUUGUCCUGAACCAGUCCUGAGGAGAAACAGCUUCUAAUGCAUCUCGAAUACAGACCUUUUCUGAUGUGAUCUGUUUCCUCUUUAACUUGCAGAUGCAGCAACAUAAAAAGAGAUUUUGUUUCUCCUCCUAUCAGUCUUCUUGAUAGUUUCUUUUUCUUUUAUGGCAGAGGAGGAGAAUUAAAAUCUCAUCCCUGGGUCUGUUGCAUCUAGACUCAGAAUAUUUUCUUGUUUUUAAGGAAAGAAGAAAGGUAACUGAGUGAGUCAAAGUUCUGUUCUGUAAAAAGCAAUUGGUACCUGGGAAUCUUAAUCUCACUGAUCAUUCAUAGGACUUAAACUUUCUAUUUAGGCUCUUGCAUGCCAAAGUUGGGGUUGUAACUGGAAUAACCUAAGUCCAGUCAGCUUCAGGUCUAUUUACAAAAUGACCCUGUUAUGCUUAAGGAAAGAUUAAAUGAUUAAGGAAGCAAAGGACCAGUCCUUUACAUUGGGGCAGGGAACAUGUAGCUUUUCAACUGUUGGACUGCAGCUCCUAUCUGCCUUAGCCAGCAGUCAUUGGAGAUGGGAGUUGCAGUCUGGCAACACUGAAGUGUCACAUAUUACCUCCCUCUGCUUUAUAUACUUCUGAGUCAAUUUAUGAUUCAAAUAAACCCCUGAUAACUGAAACCAAAGUUGUCCUAUUAGCAAACUGACAAUUCUUACUGUUGGUGUUUUCUGGUAUGUUUAUAGCCCCGCUCUGCAUCUUGUUUCCAUAUAGUCUGUCAUAGUGAGAGCCUGUACAGUUUUACAGACAACUGGUUGUACCUUACCAAGACUGAGGGAAACAGAGUUGCCAUUGGCUUGUGGUGCCCUCCCCCCCCCCCCCCCCCCCCGGC